UAUAAACAAAAUACACGCUUGUUAAAAGAAGGAAGGAGAGAAAUAAACAAAACCCACUUGGACUACAAGUCGAAAAGUGUGCUACGUUUUAAAUAUAUAAAUAUAUAUAUAUAGCUCUACACUUAAGUAUAAUUUCUAAAGAUAGUUAUUAUAUAGAUCGAGCGAUCUUUAAUAUGUUAAUGUUGAUUUCGAUAUAUACAUAUAUAUAAUUGCGCACCUACAAACAAAACCACAACAACAGCUGUAAAUUUAUGCCGUUUUUUUUUAAAAAGUACUUUCCCCGAAAAAUUUAUUAAUAAUUAAUCUAUAUAUUAAAAAUUGAAUAUCUUUAAACAAAUAUGAAGGAUGAACAGCGUCAAAUGGAUUCAUGUAUUUAGUUAUUUUAGGCGCUUUAAUUUGUACUUUUACUUUUUAAACAAACAAAAAUAGUUGAUAAUAGCUAUAGACACUUACAUUUAAAUAUAUUUCAAGUUUGCUACACUCUCAACACACACACACACUCAUACACAUCUACAGGAUAAUUUUGUUAUCCUUUCAAAACUUUAACUACUUUUUUUUGUUUACUUCAAAUUUAUGUAUUGCUCUUACGUUUCUUUUAUUAUUAUGAUCGUAAUUAAAACAACCACACAACAUUAUGUAGCAUUCGUUAAUUUUUGGAAAAAGUGAAAAAUGUGUAUAUGCAAGAAAACUAAGGACAUUAAAAAGCAACAAACACAAAAUACAAAACUCUAUAUUCGUAAAAAGUAAUUAAAAAUCAACAAAAAAAAAAACAAGCAUAAAAAAUGCAAAAUUGUUUUCUUUUAAUCUACAACACAUGGUGCUAAUAAAAAUUCCAUAGGGCUGGGAUGCGAUGCUUUAGUUUCAAUUUGCACACCGACAACGUCGCAUCAAAAUGCUGCUAUCAACUGUUGUUCUGCUCAUCUCCAUUUUGUGCCAAGUGCAUGUGGAAGCUAAGAUGGACAGCAACUUGACACCCAAUAUGCAGUGGGCGUCUGUGGAACGUAAGCUACAAUCGAUCAAGCGAGCACAGGAAGACCAACGACGCAAACUACUCCACAUCGAUCUAAAGAUUAAUCAAAUGCUCGGCAAGAUGAUUCACCACAUUUAUGUGGAGCAACCUGCCAACGUGGAGAGUUACCACAAUGCUCUAGGGGCUUGGCAAAAUAAUUCGUUUAAAUUGCUAGAGAAUAUCAACAAACUGCAGAAGAGUUUAGAUCAAAGGGGGGAGCAUGACCAAAAACUCUCCGAGAUACGUGAAUUGCUGACGCAGCAAACGACGUGCACUGCCCAACUACAACAACAACAACAACAACAGAAAGUAGCUACAGAGGAAACGUCCGAAAAGGAAUCCAUUUAUUUCCAGCCUGCCAAGUCCGAUUGCUAUGAAUUGGAUGAGCAGCAACGCAUCGAUGGUGUCUACAAGUUUCUAGAGCCGGAACUAAAUGAAGUGCAACGCGACUUCAAUGAACGUUACUGCGCCUUUGCCGCAGACGGUGGUCCAGCUUGGACGGUGAUCCAAAGACGCAGCAAGAACAUCAACAAUUGGGUGCACUUCAAUCGCAGUUGGGACGAGUAUCGUGCUGGUUUUGGCCACCUGGACAAGGAUUUUUGGUUUGGCAAUGCGUUCAUACAUCGCAUUGUCUAUCGCGAUGACUAUGUGCUGCGCAUUGAACUGGAAGAUCACAAUGGAGUUGAGACCUGGGCCGAAUAUGGGUUAUUUCGCUUGGACAGCGAAAGUUAUAACUAUCAGUUGGAGAUUGACGAACUGCAUGUGAAUAGCACGACCAGUGAUGCACUCUCGGCUCACAAUCAUUUGGACUUUCAAGCCAAUGAAGGCAACACGAUUUGUAAUGGUUGGUGGUUUGAUGAUCAGUGUUUGGCGAAGGAGGAGAAUAAAGCCAAUUUAAAUGGCCAUCACAUCACUUGGGGCAACUGGCACAACGAAUUCACACUGGAUGCAUCUCGGAUGAUGAUACGACCGCGUAACAUUAUUGAAAAACUUAACACCGAUGAUGAGUUCUACACGGAGGACUAA
Drosophila nasuta is the source of this 2035-nucleotide messenger RNA. RefSeq names its product techylectin-5A. Bases 893 to 2035 code for a protein of 380 amino acids. Lineage: Eukaryota; Metazoa; Arthropoda; Insecta; Diptera; Drosophilidae. The transcript is spliced from 3 exons. The record is from RefSeq and is a predicted model, not a curated record.